AUGGCAACAAUCUGUGUUUUAAUUCGCCAUUCCGGAAAAUGGAGCGAUGAGAAUUGUUAUGUGGAAUACAACAUUGACGGGAUUGUUUUGAAGGAAUAUGCUUCAUAUUCUGAUUUAGUUGAUGUGAUUUCCGUACAAUUGAACGUUGAUCUUACAAAGAAGUGUAUGAAGAUUAAAUACACUAUCGAAGGUGACGACACGCCUAUGGAAAUACGUAACGACAUGGGUGUGCGCCUAUAUGUUCAGUUGAAAAAAAUGAAUACUCAAAUUGGAGUAUAUCCCCUGUGUGUUAGUAUUUACGAUAUUGAUAUUGUAUAUUCUGGUUCUGGAGAAACUUCUAUUGAAAGUGAUGUGUUGCAACUUGAAUACAAUAAAGAAUUAAAUAGUGAGGAUGAUCCAUUAGCGAUUGUACCAGCAUUUGGCGAUCAAACAGUAGAUGCAUUUGAUGUUGAAAAUGAUUUAAUAAUCACUAACAGAUCGCAAAAGGAGAUAAUGGUGGAUCAGAUAUACAUGGAUAAGUCGACAUUGAAAGAUGAUGGGGUGCAUUCAGAUUGUCGAGCAACAAGUUCGUUGAUUGGAGGAAUAAUAGCACCUAAAUUGAGGAAUCAUAAGAGGAAGUACAGUCCAAAUGAUAUUAAAGAUGACAUUAAGUUGGAUUUGGGUAUUGAUAUUAAUUACAUGUUGGCAUGGCGAUCAAAGGAGAAGGCAUUAGAAUCUAUCAUGGGGCAACCAGCUGCGUCUUACGGGAAGCUACCAGGAUACUUGUAUACGUUGGAUAAGACGUAUCCUGGUUCACAUAUACGAAUGCAGAAAACACCUAAUGACGAAUUUUUGUAUGUUUUUAUAGCGCUGGAUGCUUUUAUAAAAGGAUUUGAUCAUUGCAGGCCAAUUGUUGUUGUAGACGCCAGCCACCUCAAAUCAGCAUACACUGGUGCAUUCGUAUCAGCCAGCACUAUGGAUGGAGCAGGGAAUAUAUUACCUUUGGCAUACGGAGUUAUAGAUUCGGAAAAUGAUGCUUCUUGGACAUGGUUCUUUGAACAAUUCAAAGAAGCCUAUGGAGAAAGAGAGAAUAUGUGUGUAGUAUCUGACCGACAUAAUAGCAUAAUUAAGGCUGUAUCUAUUGUAUACAACAAUGUCCAACAUUACGCCUGCAUAUGGCACUUGUGGGCUAAUGUAUGUAAGAAUUUUCGAAAAGCAAAUGAUCAAUUGAGUGAAGUAUUCUACACUAUGGCAAAGGCAUAUACUCAAAGUGAUUUUGAUAAGCUAAUGAAAAGGGUUGAGCAGUUUGAUGUAAGGGUUAAGAAUUACUUGGAGAUGGUUGGAUAUGAGAAGUGGGCAAGGUUGUAUGCACCAGUUCCUCGUGGUUGGGUUAUGACAUCGAAUAUUGCAGAGUGCAUCAAUUCGACGUUAGUAGCAGCAAGAGAAUUACCAAUAUUUGACUUUCUUGAACAAGUGCGAUUGAUGUUUGCUAGAUGGAAUUGCACAAAUCGGAAAAAUGCAUCAUGCACAUUCACACUGCUUGGGAAGAAGUUUCAAGAGAUGCUUUUGCUUAAUGAAUCAAAAUCGUGGCGUAUGAUGGUUGCCCCGUCAACUGAUUACGUUUAUUCCGUAAGUGAUGAAGGGAAGAGUUAUAUUGUAUGCUUGGAAAAAAAGACUUGCAGUUGCAACAUGUUUCAAGUUGACGGUAUACCGUGCUCACAUGCGUGGAGUGUGUUGAAUAAAAAUCGCAUGCUUCCGGAAGAAUAUUGUUCAGAAUUUUAUAAGCGAGGAACAAUAUUGAAAACAUAUGAAGUCCCUAUAUAUCCUCUACCUGACAAAGGUGAAUGGAACAUACCUGAACACAUUGCUACCGAAGUUGUGUUGCCACCAAAAUUCAAGCGACCUCCAGGAAGGCCAAAAAAGCAACGUGAAAAGUCAUUUAGCGAGCUGAGCAAAAGGAAGGGUACCAAUUCUUGUAGUACAUGUGGACAACAAGGUCAUAAUAGGCGUUCAUGUCGUACUGCAACACGAAAUGCAUAG
Messenger RNA from Solanum pennellii, 2019 nucleotides. RefSeq lists its product as uncharacterized. The transcript is spliced from 4 exons. Gene Ontology annotation, molecular function: nucleic acid binding; zinc ion binding. Lineage: Eukaryota; Viridiplantae; Streptophyta; Magnoliopsida; Solanales; Solanaceae. Bases 1 to 2019 code for a protein of 672 amino acids. The record is from RefSeq and is a predicted model, not a curated record.